Molecule: messenger RNA, 4166 nt
Organism: Pocillopora verrucosa
Lineage: Eukaryota; Metazoa; Cnidaria; Anthozoa; Scleractinia; Pocilloporidae
Product: hepatocyte nuclear factor 1-beta
Biological process (GO): regulation of transcription by RNA polymerase II; insulin secretion; pancreas development
Cellular component (GO): nucleus
Molecular function (GO): DNA-binding transcription factor activity, RNA polymerase II-specific; RNA polymerase II cis-regulatory region sequence-specific DNA binding
Source: RefSeq, a predicted model, not a curated record
GUCCUGUUUACCAGGAGAACGGAGCGAUUGCUCACAUAUACCAACAAGCGAUGCACAACACUAUGGCGAGAAACGCCAGCAGUCGAGAAAUCACACCCUUACAAGGAGAGUUACUGCGAGCUCUGAUCAGCAGUGGCAUUUCCAAAGACGCCCUUCUUGGCGCUUGCGAUGAGUUGUACGCAAAAUUGGCGCAGAGCGCUCAACGCGCAGAUGGUACAGCUGCAGAGCAACAACCCAAGCACAACUCCAGCGAUCAUUUGCAAGGUAUUCAGGUCAAAAGCGAGGCAGUCAAACUCGAUGAAGCUCCUCAGAGAAGGUUGAUAAGAGACGUGAGCUUAGAGGCACAACAGGUCAGCUUUGUUGAUCAAAUGCUCGGAAUGGACCCAUGGCAAGCAGCAAAGGUGAUUAAAAUGUAUAUGCAGCAACACAACAUUCCACAGCGGGAAGUGGUGGAAUCCACUGGUUUGAAUCAGAGUCACUUAUCACAGCAUCUUAAUAAGGGUACUCCUAUGAAGACAAGCAAAAGAGCAGCGCUCUAUACUUGGUUUGAGAACAAGAGGAAAGAAAUCAUUGAGCAAUACAACACUCCUGGUAAGAGACAAGUUUCAGAAAGUGAAGAAGUGGAAGGAAGUCCAACAAAGAAACCAAGAAGAAACAGAUUUAAAUGGGGACCAGCUUCCACAAGUAUCCUGUAUCAGUCAUAUGAAGAACAGAAAAAUCCUUCUAAGGAAGAACGGGAAGCAUUGGUGGAAGCUUGUAACAGGGCGGAGUGCAGUCAGAGAGGUGUACCAUACGAUAAUGUGGAGGGACUAGGUCCAAAUCUUGUAACUGAGAGCCGUGUUUAUAACUGGUUUGCCAACAGACGCAAAGAGGAAACAUUCAGACUUAAACUGGCAAUUGAUGCCUCAAGCUUCCCAGAGGCUCCUGUUACAACACCAGGUCAACUGGCAUCCCCAACUCCAAACACAGCAAUGUCACCAGUGAUCCCACACCCCAUCAUAACUACUUCAGUACCUACUGGUUCCAAGGCAACAUCACCUCAUUCAGGGCUCCCAAAUCCUUCUGGACUGACUAAUCCAGCAGUAACAACUCAACAUGUGCAGCACAUACCUCUGCCUUCUGGUCAAAUUAGUCAGGUGCAGCAAAUGGUUCCAGGGCAACAAGGUGGGGUUUCACUAGGUCAACAACAGGGAAUAGCUUUAAUGGGGAACUUUGUUCCAGGUGUUUCUCCACAGGGAAUGCCUAUCAAUCUAGCCAUGAUGCCACCACCACCAGCUGGACACACUCCUACCUGUCAAGUAGCAGCACAGCCUCAAAUGAUGCCUAUUAGUAGCAUCGCACAUCAGCAACAUCCAAUGCAGGUAUCAGGCAUGAGCCAGAUGCCUGUCAUUGUAUCUAUGCCACCAGGAAUGGAUGGAUUGCAGCCUGGAAUGCCACAUCUACCAGAAAAUAUUGCACAAAUGGCUGCAGGUGCCCCCAUGAUGCAAAUGCAUCCCAUUCCCAUGACAACACUACCAAUGCCACCACCCUUGCAGCCAAUCACAUGUGGAGAUAUGUCACUACCUCCUCCUCUACAGCCUUUGUCUGUAAUGUCACCUGCAGUGCCUAUACCUAGUCAGGCUCCAGUUCCAGUCAGUAUUCCACCAUCUAUUAACACAAGCUUGAAUACCAAUGAGAGAACACCACAGAGUGACCCUACAUCUCCUAUAUAUGAAGUGAAACUUGAAACUGCAGCGAAAGAUGCGAUCAUGGAAAAAAUUGAUACAACAAACACUACUCCAGAGAAGGGCUGUAAGGCAGAAUUGAAAUGCGACAGAGUCAAAGUUGAAAAUGGUGAUGAUGACACAAUCAUAGCUGAAAAUGUAACAAUUAUGACAGAAACUGAGGAGCAAAGCAAUGAAAGUUCAAAGUCACCAAUAAAAGAUACAAGGAAAAAUGGAAAAUGUUCUGGCCUUGGAGAGGAAAGUAGUCAGUCGUCAUCAAAGGGCAAGGCUAUACGACAUAGCACUGACCAUUUCAAUGGGGACAGCUUGUGAUACACAUUGGUGUUUGGUAAUCAGGCUAGCGGGGAAUUAGGGAUAAUAAUGAGAAAUUAAAACAGCUCUACAAACAAGGAUUUCAUUUUGAUCAUUCUUAAAAAAAAGCAAAUGGUUUGGAUGACUUGAUGCAAGAGCUAUUUUUACUACUGGUUUCUUCUGUUAUGGGAAAAGUUUGCAGUCAUUUUGCUAGCAGCUGAUGGUAAAGUCGUUGGUCUGAAACCCAAGAAGAUUAUGAGAUAAAGGGGGUUCUUCACCUAGAGAUCUUAAGUCAAUUUUCUAAGUUCCCAGUUCAUGAUGAGGCUUAAAAUUAAAACUUUUGAUAACCUGAUGGUUCUAUUCUUAAACAAUAUUGGUCAUGCUCUCUAGCUACGGUUCAUUCUGUUGCUGGAAUCUAUCUUGUUUGAUCCAAUUAUUUGAUUGUUGCGAUUAAGAGUGAUAUUUUAUUUUCCAGCUGUAUGAAAGCUCAUUUUUCAAAUGCAUCUCAUAGUUCAAUUUCCAAAAUUUUUUCAGAUUAUUGCUUUAUUUUCUCAACAUAGAUACAAUUGCAAAUCAUUACAAAGGCUGUGGCUGGCACACAGUAGUUUCCUUUGUUUAUGGCACUGAUUUUAACAGAUAUUGUAAUCAUGUAUUAUAUUGUUGUUAUAGUUAUGUAAUCAAUCUAUUUUUCAAAUGACUUUAUUCAUACUUCAUUCAUAUAUCUCAUGAAGUGGACCUGAAUCAUUUAUUUGAUCAAUCAUAACCAUUUCAAUUUCCUCAAAAGCAAUUGGGGCAUCAGCUGCUUUAUUUUUCACUAAUUAGUUAUAGAGUUGUAAUGCAUCAGUGUAAUCAGACAGUUGGCUUCAAUUGGACACUGAUAAUCAGAAUGUUAAAGCAGCCAAUCAUACUAGGUUCACCCAAUUAAACUCACCAAUCACAGAGUUAUUUACAAUAACCACAGCAACAACCACUUACCCUACAAAACUAGGGACUUUCCAAAGUGGAGAAACUUUUUACUUUAGACCAUGUCUUUACUGGAGAUAUUUUCUCAAAUAAAUAUUUUUUUGUUUCAGAAAUUGUAAUAGUUAUGAUUAAUUGGUAAAAGGACUGUGUCGUCCAAUGUGGUCUGUAUCAUACUUUUAAUGGACAAAUGGGAGUCCCUCUUCACAGUUGCUUGAUUUUGCAAUCACUCAUUUGACUACAGACCAAAUUGGACUCCACAUGGUCCUAUUACCAAUAUUGAUCAGGCAGGGUAGUCUGAUUUUUAUGGUAGAAAUUCAGAAAUUUUGUUGACAAAUCAUUAGAGUAGUGUGCAAACUCUUAGUUUUAAGAUUAUGUUGUGACUGGCACACAGGUGUCUGAUAAUUUGUUGUUUUUUCUAUUUAUGAAAUGCCGAUGUACUUUAUUGUGGUCAUAAGUAUCUGCAAAAUGUCUUUUCAAGUAAUUUAUUCAAUCAUACUUUAAAUGGCAUGGAAAUUUAGCAAUUUAGUUACAUGAAGAUAAGGUAACUUGAUUUAAUUAUGGAAGUACUAAACAGUUGACCACACUAGUCAUUUAAAUACAUGCAUCAUAUAAAUUUUGAUUAAAUUUAAUUUGAUAAUUAAUUGGGUAUGAAUUAUUUGGAAUCACAAAUUUAAUUAAUUAAAAGAAAAAAGAAAUAUUUUUGUUAGGGCAGUAUUGAUUAACUGCAAUGGAAUAGCCAAUGGUUUUGAAAAUAUUAAAAGAUUAGCAAAUUAUAUUUUAAAAAAUUGGUUUUGGUUUCAAUUUUCAGUGUACAUAUGAUUAGAGAUUUUUAAAUUAUAUUUCUUUAUUUAAUUGUUGUAUAUUAAUGUUUGGAGACAUGAUGCAGAUCUUGCAUCGGAUCUUGCAAAAUCCCUUUGCUUUGAAAAAGAGCCAUGAAUACUGGGGACCAAUGUUAGUAUCUGUGCACCUACUCCUCUCCUCCAUGAACUUGUUAUCAGUUGAUUGUUGUUGAGUAAGGGGGAGGUGAGAGGAGGGUAUACAGCUUCUCAGAUACUGACAUUAAUCAAAUACUGGACUCUGACUUUCAAGAAUGAUUUUAUUGCAUUGCCUAUGGUAAGAAAGAUUUGCGUGAAUUUAUAUUAAAUAGACAAUGAUUCUUAAUUAAGAGAAAUUUUCAAUGAAAUAAUG